Cyprinodon tularosa is the source of this 517-nucleotide messenger RNA. Its product is annotated as transmembrane protein 14C-like. NCBI's taxonomy places the organism in Eukaryota, Metazoa, Chordata, Actinopteri, Cyprinodontiformes, Cyprinodontidae. The record is from RefSeq and is a predicted model, not a curated record. Gene Ontology annotation, cellular component: mitochondrial membrane. Bases 46 to 366 code for a protein of 106 amino acids. Gene Ontology annotation, biological process: regulation of heme biosynthetic process. The transcript has 5 exons.
UGGCCCAAUAAACUUCCGGUGACGUAAAACGGGAGUUGUUCCGUCAUGGACUGGAUUGGUUUUUGCUAUGCUCUGUGUGUGUCAGCAGGUGGAAUUAUAGGUUAUGCUAAAGCAGGCAGCGUCACCUCUCUGGUAGCUGGUCUCCUGUUCGGCCUGUUGGCUGCCGGCGGUGCUUAUCUAACAUCUCAGAAUCCCAGAAAUGUGUGGCUUUCAUUGGGCACCGCGGGGACUUUGGCUGUAGUGAUGGGACUGAGAUUUUUAAACUCCUGGAAGUUCAUGCCAGCCGGUUUAAUGACUUUACUGAGUGUGCUCAUGUUGACAAAGAUCAUCGUUGGAAUGCUAAAGCCAGGACCACAUAAAUCUUGAAUUUGCCUUUUAAUUGUGCAAAAGGAUUGUUAAACAUUCCCAGCUUGUUGUCUGUUCUGUUUUGCAGUAUGGCUAAAAAUGGUAUGGAAUAGUAUAUUUUUCUAUAUAUGCAAACUUUGCUUAAAAAUUAAAAGCAAUGUCUACUCACCCA